AUGGGAAACGUGGACGUCGAGAAGUCAAUCGUCACUACGGCAAAGAAUGACAGCCAUGUUGCUUCCCGUCAAGCUGAUGCAGCAUUGGAGUAUCUCCAAACAGGAGAAGUAGCGACGUUCUCCGAGGUAGAAGAGAAACAGCUUGUUCGGAAGAUCGACCGCAUGAUUGUGCCUCUCAUGUGGGCGAUCUAUUUCCUUCAAUACCAAGAUAAGAUCCUAAUCAACUAUGCGUCGGUGAUGGGCCUGCUGGAUGACACGGGGAUGCGGACGGACCAGUUCUCUCACUUGGCUCUGGUAUUCUACGCAUCAUACCUUUUCUUCGAACUCCCGACCGGGUAUCUGAUGCAGCGUCUGCCAACGGCGAAGUACUUGGGACUGAACGUCACUCUCUGGGGUCUGUUGACCACUCUGAAUUGCGUUGCAAAGAAUUUCGCCGGGCUUGUUGUCCUUCGCGUGCUUCUGGGAUGCUUUGAGAGCGCUGUAGCACCCGCUCUGAUAUUGAUCACUUCGAUGUGGUAUCGCAGAAAUGAACAACCAAAACGUAUGGGCCUGUGGUACUUGGGAACAGGCACAGCAACGAUUGUCGGAGCCUUGGUUGCGUACGGUCUGCUCUUCUACACGGCCGAUGAGUUCUACUCAUGGCAGAUCAUGUUCCUGAUCUUCGGACUCCACGAGGAGAAGAUUAUGGCCAUCGAGCGCCUCCGCGAGAACCGCACCGGCAUCGAGAACAAGCAGUUCAAGUGGAACCAGUUCCUCGAGGUAUUCACCGAUCCGCAAGCCUACCUGAUCGCCAUCAUCGUUGCAGCGAGCAACAUCAGCAAUGCCGCCAUCAGCAGCUUCUCGGCGCUGAUCAUCAAGAACUUUGGCUUCACCACCAAGGAGACCGAGUUACUCACCAUUCCCGGCGGCGUGGUCAGCGUAAUCAGUAUCCUUGCAGGAACACACCUGGCCGGGCGCUUCGACCAGCGAUGUCUUUGCGUUCUGGGCAUUCUGGGCUGCGGUCUUCUGGGCGGCUGUCUGAUGGCCUUUGCACCGAGUGACAACAAAGGCGCGAUGCUGGCGGGCAACUACCUCACCAACUGCGUCGGAUCCGCCCUGCCCCUGAUGUACUCGAUCGCGGGAGCCAAUGUGGCCGGGCAUACCAAGAAGGUGACGAUGAACGCGAUCGUGCUCAUGUCGUUCUGUCUCGGCAAUAUCCUGGGUCCGUUGUCCUUCCGCACGCAGGACGAGCCGGAGUACAUGCCCGCCAAGGUCGCCAUUGUGGCUACCGUCUCGGUGGCGAUCAUGUUCACGGGGCUUCUCAAGUGCUAUUACAUCUGCGAGAACCGCCGCAGGGAGCAGAAUGGCCGCGGUGAGCAACAUCAAAAAAAUUCCGAGUUCCUCGACUUGACCGACAGGGAGAAUCUUGAGUUCAGGUACAAGCAUUGA
Molecule: messenger RNA, 1428 nt
Organism: Aspergillus aculeatinus CBS 121060
Lineage: Eukaryota; Fungi; Ascomycota; Eurotiomycetes; Eurotiales; Aspergillaceae
Product: putative MFS transporter
Exons: 7
Coding region: 1-1428 (475 amino acids)
Biological process (GO): transmembrane transport
Cellular component (GO): membrane
Molecular function (GO): transmembrane transporter activity
Source: RefSeq, a predicted model, not a curated record